AGUUGUGGUGGUUCCUGCGCAGUGACACGUCUCCCUCCCCGCUCGCGCUGCCCGAGGCCGAAGUUGAGGUCGGGGUUGGAGGAGAGAGAGGGAGGUGGGAAAGGCAGGAAGCGGGCGGCCCCGGCCGCCGCUGCUCUCGCGGGAUCCCUGGCGAGGCAGCUGCCGAGCUGGGCGGGCUGGCUUCAGAGAGAGCCAGAGAGAAGGCGCGAGGGGGGCGGGGCGUGUGAGCGGCCAUGGCGGGGCAGCAGUUCCAGUACGAUGACAGCGGCAACACCUUCUUCUAUUUCCUCACCAGCUUCGUGGCCCUCAUCGUCAUCCCCGCCACCUACUACCUGUGGCCGCGCGACCAGCACGCCGAGCAAAAUCGUUUAAAGAACCUAAGAAAAGUAUAUGGAAGAUGCCUGUGGUAUCGAUUGCGAUUGUUAAAGCCUCAGCAGAACAUAAUUCCCACUAUAAAGAAAAUAAUUCUGCUUGCUGGAUGGGCGCUAUUUUUGUUUCUUGCUUACAAAGUUUCCAAAACAGACAGGGAAUAUCAAGAAUACAACCCAUAUGAAGUAUUAAAUUUAGACCCAGGAGCAACUUUACCAGAAAUUAAAAAGCAGUACCGUGUGUUAUCACUGAAAUUCCAUCCAGACAAAGGAGGUGAUGAAGCUGUGUUUAUGAGGAUUACCAAAGCUUAUGCAGCUUUAACUGAUGAAGAAUCUCGAAAAAAUUGGGAAGAAUUUGGCAAUCCUGAUGGGCCACAAGCUACAAGCUUUGGGAUUGCAUUGCCAGCUUGGAUUGUAGAUCAGAAGAAUUCUAUUUUGGUUUUGCUGGUGUAUGGAUUAGCAUUUAUGGUUAUCCUUCCAGUGGUUGUAGGUUCCUGGUGGUAUCGAUCAAUACGCUAUAGCGGAGACCAGAUUCUCAUUCGUACAACGCAAAUUUAUACCUAUUUUGUUUAUAAAACAAGAAAUAUGGAUAUGAAAAGGCUUAUAAUGGUUUUAGCAGGAGCCUCCGAAUUUGAUCCUCAGUAUAAUAAAGAUGCCACAAGCAGACCUGUAGACAACAUUCAAAUACCACAGCUCAUCAGGGAAAUUGGUAGCAUUAAUUUAAAGAAAAAUGAACCUCCACUUACCUGCCCAUACAGCUUAAAAGCCAGAGUCCUCUUACUGUCUCAUCUUGCCAGAAUGAAAAUUCCUGAGACACUCGAACAAGACCAGCAGUUUAUCCUAAAAAAGUGUCCUGCUUUGCUUCAAGAAAUGGUUAAUGUAAUCUGCCAACUAAUAAUAAUGGCACGUAGCCGAGAAGAAAGGGAAUUCCGUGCACCAUCACUGGGUUCUUUGGAAAACUGUAUGAAGCUUUCACAGAUGACUGUCCAAGGGCUUCAGCAGUUCAAAUCUCCACUUCUGCAGCUCCCACAUAUUGAAGAGGACAAUCUCAGACGAGUUUCUAAUCAUAAAAAGUACAAAAUAAAAACUAUCCAAGACUUGGUGAGUUUAAAAGCAUCAGAUCGCCACAAUCUAUUGCACUUCCUUGAAGAUGAAAAAUAUGAAGAUGUUAUGGCUGUCCUUGGCAGUUUCCCACACAUAACCAUGGAUAUAAAACCCCAGGUUCUGGAUGAUGAAGACAGCAACAACAUCACAGUAGGAUCUCUGGUCACAGUUUUGGUCACCCUAACCAGACAGACGAUGGCAGAAGUGUUUGAGAAGGAACAGUCUACCUGUUCAGCAGAAGAGCAGCCUGCAGAAGAUGGUCAAGGAGAUGCUAACAGAAUUAAGAACAAAGGAUGGCAGCAAAAGAACAAAGGAACAAAGAAGGCUUCCAAAUCGAAGAAGAAAAAACUUUUGAAAAAGAAACCGGCUCCUGCACCUGCAACUGCACCUCUGCAGCAAACCAAGCAGCAGAAGCAAAAACAAGCCAACGGGGUAGUUGGAAGUGAGGUUGUGAAGGACGAUGACGAUGAUGUUUCUGAUAAAGGAAGUGAAUCUGAUGAAGACGACACUAAUAGAGACUCUCUAAGCGAGAAAGAUGAUGGAAGCGACAGAGACUCAGACAGAGAACAAGAUGAGAAACAAAAUAAGGACGACGAAGCUGAGUGGCAGGAAUUACAGCAGAGUAUACAGCGAAAAGAACGAGCUCUCCUGGAAACUAAAUCAAAAAUAACCCAUCCUGUUUACAGUCUCUACUUUCCUGAGGAAAAACAAGAGUGGUGGUGGCUAUAUAUUGCAGACAGGAAGGAACAAACUCUAAUAUCUAUGCCAUAUCAUGUGUGUACACUAAAAGACCGAGAAGAGGUAGAACUAAAGUUUCCUGCACCAGGCAAACCUGGAAACUACCAGUAUACUCUUUAUUUAAGAUCGGAUUCCUACAUGGGCUUGGACCAGAUUAAACCAUUGAAGUUGGAAGUUCACGAAGCUAAACCAGUUCCAGAAAACCAUCCGCAGUGGGAUACAGCAAUAGAGGGAGACGAGGACCAGGAAGACAGUGAAGGCUUUGAAGACAGUUUUGAAGAGGAGGAGGAAGAGGAAGAAGAUGAUGACUAGACAAGACUAUAAACUAUCUGUAUUGACUUGGGACAUCUCUGCAAACUUUUGAUCUGGGAAAGGAGAAAACAAAAACAGCGCAGAAGUACUGAGGAGGGGUUUUUUGUUUUUUGUUUAGUUUCUCUAUCAAUUAUGAGCUUUAUGUAAAUUCCCAGUGGAUGUCUGUCGAUCAGUUGGUAUAAUCUGGAAGAUACUUAUGGCUCUUUACAGCCUUUAAGUACAGGACAGUGCAUUUAUUUCAACUGAAAAUAAAAGCUUUUUUAUUCUAAAUGUCCAGAAGUGUGGGCUAUGUUGUCUGAUCACCUUUUGGUCCAAUACAUUAAGAGGUACUACUACUAAAUAGAAGCAAUCUUUAAAUCAACUUUUCACAUUAGAAGGCUUCUUUUAGAAGUUGUUUGAAGUCUCCAGUUGAGAUUAACAUCCCCUCAAGUUUCCAUCUUCGGUAAAAUCUGAGAGAUCUUUUGCAGUGCUAUAUGAGCACUACUGAUGCUGAGAUUAUUCACAGCUUUAAACCUUCUGUUUUGCUUACUUUGGACUUCAGAAAUUUGCAUCCUAUCCUUAGUUGGGUACAUUCCAUACUUUCAUGAGGGCUGCUUUUCGAGACUUACCUACCUUAUGGGUGUUGGAAGGGGGACUUUGCCCAGGAUUCUUGUGCAGGUUAUAAGUAUUUCUUGACUAUGAAGUAUAUUUCUCAAAAGGCUUAAAACAUGGUUAAGCAUCUAAUAUCAGAAAAUCAUACAAGAUUUAUUUCGUUGGAUAAAGUUUUCUGUGUAAAAGGACCAUGGGACCAUACAGUACACACAGUGGUGGCUUAUACAUAAUACCUUUUGUAAAAGGUAAACUUUCAAAGCUGAAAUUCUUGGCUUUUAAUCUACCUUAUCCUGUCAGAAAUCAGACACACACACAGACACACUAAAAUGGUAUGUUUUUUGUAUUUAUUGCGAACAAUUAAAAUAAACUGGACUAAAUUUGAUAAAACUUUGAUUGUAAUAGUGCAUUUUUCCUCUAUAAUGGGGGCUGAACAGGAAUAUUACUAUGGAGAACCAGGCUUCAUUCCCAACACAGAUAACUGCUUUUAUUCCCAAAUAACUGCUUAAUUUCUAAAGUGAAUAGCUGAGAUUUUCUGUGAAAGAUAAGUGAAAAACCUAAAAUAAAUUUAUGUGGUUAGAAGCUAUAGAAAUACAUCCAAAUGUCAAUCAGUUAGUAAGACUUCAAGCACUCAGUGUUGAGAGACUAGAAGACUGAAAUACUGUAAACCAUUGUGACAAUAGUUUGGUCGUGCAGGAAAAUUUCCAUACAGUGAAGCCACCCAAAGGCCAAAAGAGCUGCUCACUAAUUUGUGAUUUUGUUACAUAGAGGGUUGUCGCAUUAAAUGCAAACUUACAUUGAUAUAUUUCUUUGUAAUUGCAAUAGUUCCAAAUAAAAUUUGAAAAUGUC
Messenger RNA from Hemicordylus capensis (graceful crag lizard), 3959 nucleotides. It is a transcript of the gene SEC63, whose product is annotated as SEC63 homolog, protein translocation regulator. Gene Ontology annotation, biological process: post-translational protein targeting to endoplasmic reticulum membrane; SRP-dependent cotranslational protein targeting to membrane. Gene Ontology annotation, cellular component: Sec62/Sec63 complex. Lineage: Eukaryota; Metazoa; Chordata; Lepidosauria; Squamata; Cordylidae. Gene Ontology annotation, molecular function: transmembrane protein transporter activity; RNA binding. The transcript has 21 exons. Bases 234 to 2522 code for a protein of 762 amino acids. The record is from RefSeq and is a predicted model, not a curated record.